Molecule: messenger RNA, 1744 nt
Organism: Rhododendron vialii
Lineage: Eukaryota; Viridiplantae; Streptophyta; Magnoliopsida; Ericales; Ericaceae
Product: F-box/kelch-repeat protein At3g23880-like
Exons: 3
Coding region: 277-1458 (393 amino acids)
Molecular function (GO): protein binding
Source: RefSeq, a predicted model, not a curated record
UUUCCCAAUUGCGACUACAGUUUGGCCAGGCGGGAAUCAGGACAACACAACAAAAGGAAGAUCUUUUCCCAAUUACCCCAACUUUCUUCUUCUCUUCUCUCGCUCUCCCUGUCUGUCGAUGAGUUCCCCAUUCACAGCCACGAAGGAGAAAGCAAGGUGUAAGUAGAUUCAAACGUUUGUUUUUUUUGGAAGAGAUCUGCUUACUCAUACAGACAACAAAGGUGAAGCGGAAAUUAGCAAAACCUGCUGCCAAGAAGAAGAGGAAGAAGGACAACAAUGUCGGACUUUCUGCCAGAAGACGUUGUCGUGGAUAUCCUUUCUAGACUUCCAGCCAAAUCCUUAAUCCGAUUCAGAUGUGUCUCCAAAGUUUGGAGCUCUCUGAUCACAAGCCCUAUCUUCAUCAGUUCCCACCUCAAUCAAUCGCUGAGUUCCAAUCACAGCAUUAGCGACUGCAGUAAUCUCCCACCCUUGAUAGUUAGGCAAUGCAUUCGUACUACACCUAUCAGAACAGAGCACUACAAACUAUUUCGUGAUACUGAAGACGCAUUUCAUGAGUGUCAAGAAAUUGAAUUCCCCCUGAAAAGCCGCCGUCUCCACUUUUAUUACUUGCUUGGUUAUGUGAAAGGUUUGUUUUGCCUUUACGAACAGGAUAGUCAUUUCCUUUGGAACCCAUCAAUUAGAAAGUCCUUGACCCUUCCAAAUCCUCGCACUAAGGUCAGGAGCCGAUAUGAUUGUACUCUGGGGUUUGGAUUUGAUAUCCGAACCUAUGAUUAUAAGAUUGUGAGAAUAGUUUUUAGUGGAAAUAAACCGCAUCAAGAGGCUGAGAUGCCUCUUGUUGAGGUCUACUCCCUUAAUGCGGGUGUGUGGAAGAUAAAUAGUGCAGCGAGUAACUCUUAUCCGCUUGGGUCUUCUAUAAGUCAGUAUCGGCACUUUGCUGCUUCUUUUGAAGGUGCUGUUCAUUUUGCGGCAAAGAAGAGUUCUGGUGAUCCAUUUAUUUUGUUGUUUGAUCUGGGAGAUGAGGUCUUUCAAACCGUAUUGUUACCAAAAGGUAUGGUAAGCAGGGGAUCUAACAUCAGUACUUCAGUAUUCGGGGGAUGGCUAUCUCUGUUAUGUUAUGAUGGCAAUAAGCAAAAAUCUUGUUCCAUUUGGAUAAUGAAAGACUAUGGCAUAGUUGAUUCUUGGUAUAACCUGUUCAAAGUCGAUCUAAACGAAGAAUUUACCCGGGUAAUAAGCCUGAGGCACAAUGGUCAUAUUUUGUUUGACGCAAAAACACCAAUUGAGUGGGAGCUUUCUUCAUAUGACCCCAGUAGCCAACAAGUUAAGAAUUUGGGAAUUCAAGGUGUUUUAGGUCAUUUUCAUGUUGAUACUUUUGAGGAGAACCUUGUCUUACUCGACAAAAAAAAUGAUGCAGUUUCAAGAAGGGGAGUGAGCAGGAAGAGGAAAGACAGCGAAACAUAAGGGGGUAAAAGAGAGAACGUUAAUUCGUCAAAAGAAUUUACUGUUGGGGAACAAACUCGAUAGGUAUCUACAUGUUCAAUUUGUGUUUGGGGACACAAUUCUACAUGUGAGCACUGACUUUCAAGUUGAAGAUUGGUUUGAAGAUGGUAGUACCCAUUUGAAUGCCUUUGCUUUUGGUUCCUUUAUUUUAGGUUUUACCAUUGUAGUAUGUGCUUUAUGCUGUUGGCCGUUGUGUUUUAUCAAAGAUCAAUCUAUCCUUUGUACCUUACAAUAUUUUUAAGAUCGA